Monopterus albus (swamp eel) is the source of this 3231-nucleotide messenger RNA. RefSeq names its product membrane-bound transcription factor peptidase, site 2 (gene mbtps2). The record is from RefSeq and is a predicted model, not a curated record. Lineage: Eukaryota; Metazoa; Chordata; Actinopteri; Synbranchiformes; Synbranchidae. Gene Ontology annotation, biological process: regulation of response to endoplasmic reticulum stress; membrane protein intracellular domain proteolysis. Gene Ontology annotation, cellular component: cytoplasm; membrane. The transcript is spliced from 13 exons. Bases 262 to 1761 code for a protein of 499 amino acids. Gene Ontology annotation, molecular function: protein binding; metalloendopeptidase activity.
CUCAAUUUGGCUGCAGCUGUUUGUUAUUUAAAGAGAAGAAGCAACAUACGGAAGAUCUGUCUUGCAGGGCUAACAGUUGUAUCCAUUCAGAGCAUCCAAGAAAACAAAUCUGUUAGUCUUUUUAUAGUUACAAUAAAAUGCUGACAUUUAAUGUUGAGAAUGUGUAGCCUCGGAUAGUCGCGCAACAAACAGCGAGCAGAUGGAGUGAUGGAGACGGCGCCUUUCGGUUCAUUCUGUCGGUGUAGAGUCCUCUGAUGCACCAUGAUCCCCGUCUCUCUGCUGGUGUGCGUGAUGGCAGGAUGGUGUGCCAUCUAUUUGGCUGACACAUUGCUGAGGUCAUCAAUAACACACCGGAUCGGCUACGAGACAUGGCUGGCGAGUCGAGGGCUGAUGCUGUCUCCUUUCCAUGUGAGAUGGCAGACCACCAUGUUCAACAGGCUUUUUUCAUACUGUGCCCGCAUCAACCCUCGAGCUCUUUAUCUUUGGUUUUCUGGCGGGAUGGCUAUCUUGCUGCUUGCAGUUUUAGAAUCUGUGGUGCUGCUGAUAAAGACGCUGCAGCAGACACUUGCUCAGAUGACCACAGACAACCCUAGGAUAGGUGGUCAGCAGGCUCUACAGGUGGUGGUCCCUGGUGUCAAUCUACCCACCAGCCAGCUGGCUUACUUCUUCAUUGCCCUGCUGCUCAGUGGAGUUAUACAUGAGCUAGGCCAUGCUGUGGCAGCACUGAGGGAGCAAGUGCGGGUGAACGGCUUUGGUAUGUUUGUAUUUGUGAUGUACCCUGGUGCGUUUGUGGACCUCUUCACCACACACCUCAACCUCAUAUCACCCGCUCAGCAGCUUCGUAUCUUCUGUGCUGGAGUGUGGCACAACUUUGUUCUGUGUGUCGCAGCGUUGGCCUUCCUCUUCCUGUUGCCUAUCUUUCUGUUUCCCAUGUACUCUACUGGAGUUGGGGCACUGGUCACUGAGGUUGUGCAGGGCUCUGCAGCUGACGGCCCCCGGGGCCUGUCAGUCGGUGACAUAGUGACGGGGCUGGAGGACUGUCCAGUCAGGACAGUGGAGGACUGGAGCAGCUGCCUGUUUCAUCUCUCUCACACUGCACAGACUGGGUACUGCGUGCCUGUCGCCAGCCUGCAGCCCAGCUGGGCCCAUGGGCGAGCUUUUAAGCGGUUGGAUGGCACAAUGGACUGCUGCAGCAACAACAGCCUAACAGACCUCUGUUUCUCUUACAUUAAACCGGAGCACAGGAAGAGCAGAGAGAGAGAGUACGCCUGCAUGCCGGUGCGUAAGAUGGUGACGGGGACGCGAGCGUGUCGUACUGAUGACGACUGCGCUGCAGGCUUCCACACAGCCAGCCUAUGUGUCACUCCCUCUCUGGAAAACCAGACCCGCUUCAUCCGAGUCACACACCUACCCAACACACACAUGCUGUUUGUGGGUUAUCCACCGCACCUUCAGUACGCUGUGAGUCUGACCAACUUUGUCCCCCGCUUUGGUUUCCUCCACCUGGAUCUGCCUGUCUUUUUGGAGACCUUCUGCAAGUAUGUGGUGUCUCUUUCUGGUGCGUUAGCAGUAGUUAACUCUGUGCCAUGCUUUGCCCUCGACGGUCAGUGGAUGCUAAACGCUCUGCUGGAGGCCACGCUGGUUACUGUGGUAACAGACCGUCAGAAGCGUGAGCUAAUUGGUUUCUUCCUGCUGUUGGCGGGCAGUGCCCUGCUGGCAGCCAAUGUGGCACUGGGCCUGUGGAUGGUCACAGCACGGUAGCCACAGCAGUGAGCUGCUCCUAAUAUCCCUGGCUGGACUGAGAGAUGUUCUCUCAGGAUGUGCCCGAGACAUGUGGACCAUCAAACUAUGAAUAUGCAGAGAACACACUGCAUUACCCAGCAGUACUGCCCAAUUUCUGGAGACCGGUGAGUAGAAAACUGCUCUGCUGUUGAGCCCUUACCAGACCACUAGGGAAAACAAACACCUGACUUCUUCCAACUUGUUGCCGCCAUAUACACAAAAGCGCUGUCAUGUGACUGUACACACUUUCCAGAUUUUAUCUGUGUUGUGUUUGUGGUUUGAGAGAAAACCAUCUUGGUUUUUCAAGAAUUUGAUUCUGCAAUGCCAUAUUCCUACUGAACACCACCAAAGUGUUUGUCUUUGCCUAAUUUAAGGUAAAAAAUUGAGAAAGCCUUAAUUUUGUUGGCUAAUGCAUGGCAAUACCUGGAUUUAUUACCACACAUCACUGCUGGAAAAUGUACUACCUAAUUUUAUUGUGACGGUAUAGUUUCCUCCUCAGAAGUUUGUGUAUUUAUUAAUGAAUUGAUGAUUUCAGCAUUUUGUAAUGUCCCCAAAAAAAUGUGAAGACGUCCCUUUUUUUGAAAUGACAUUGCUAUGGGAAAAUGUUUUUCUCUAUGAACAUUAUCCUGAUUUUUCUCAAAGUAUACAUUGUUAUUCUGUUGCCCUCUGUGUCUUUUCUAGUUGUACAUCGUUGACCCAUCAAAACUGAAAUUAAACAUUUUUUACAUGUGGUCUAAUUCAAGCUAUUAGUAAAACUAAUUAUUUAUUUUAACUGUAUUUUUAUUUGUUGCUGUUGUAGUCCACCCAAUUGAUCACACUGUAUUUGUCAGUGAUGUGAAGCUGGGGGCACUGCUUUGUGGUUGGAGGAGGUGAAAGGUCCCAGUCGUGUUUCUGGCACAACUUCACCUACUUACCUCCAGUUUUAUGAGGUAAAGACAUUCAGUUAAAGACAUGGUGGCUAGUCUGUUACAGAAUUUCAGCUAGUAUUUCAUCAUUGACAAGCACACUUUGCACCUACAGCCAAUUUUACGUGACGUUCCAGAUCUACCACGCUCGGUCUUCGGACUGUGGGAGAAACCUUUCACAUAGAUUGGGAGUAUUUCUGUGAGUCUUGAUAUUAUACACCAGACAUGCAUCCAACCUUCAAACAGAUGACCCUGUUUUAUUACUGUGCCUUCUUGGUACCCUGAGGCUGUGAUGGGUGAAGGUCUGAUCUUAUAAGGAAAACUGAGGUGCUAUUUUUCUGUGAUAUGAAAACUUACUGGUGUUUGCAUUAGAUCAGAUUCAGCUUGUCAUUAAACAGAAUGCAGUGUAAAUAGGUCAUAACACACUUGUAAUACAAGUGUUUAAUGUAUUUGCAAACAAUAAGUUGUCCUGUGGGAGGCGCAUGGAUAAUAAAUGAUAUAUACUAAAACUCCUAAUAUAAAAUGUCUGAGACAUGUUUGUAUU